Molecule: messenger RNA, 2131 nt
Organism: Pocillopora verrucosa
Lineage: Eukaryota; Metazoa; Cnidaria; Anthozoa; Scleractinia; Pocilloporidae
Product: selenocysteine-specific elongation factor-like
Biological process (GO): selenocysteine incorporation
Molecular function (GO): translation elongation factor activity; GTPase activity; GTP binding
Source: RefSeq, a predicted model, not a curated record
GCGACAUGCCAGCUGAUUCCAAGAUGGCUAGUAAAAAGAUUCUAAACUUUAACAUCGGAGUUCUUGGCCACAUCGAUAGUGGAAAAACAUCACUUGCAAAAGCUUUAAGCUCCACUGCAUCCACAGCUUCUUUUGAUAAAAACCCUCAAAGUAAGGAACGUGGCAUAACUCUGGAUCUCGGCUUUUCUUCAUUUCAAGUACCCAUCCCAGAACAUUUGAAGGAGCACGGAUUUGACAUUCUUCAGUUUACACUCGUCGACUGCCCGGGCCAUGCCUCCCUUAUCAGAACAAUCAUUGGAGGUGCUCAGAUUAUCGAUAUGAUGAUGCUUGUCGUCGACGUUACCAAAGGGAUGCAGACUCAGACUGCCGAGUGUCUUGUGAUCGGAGAGAUACUUUGCGAGAAAAUGGUCGUCGUGCUGAACAAGACUGACUUGUUGAAAGAAGAUAAAAAACAAGCGUUAAUCGAAAAGAUGGCCAAGAAGCUUACCAAGACAUUGGAAAGCACCAAGUUUGCAGGUUCUCCAAUUUUACCAGUCUCCGCUAAGCCUGGCGGACCUGACUCCCCAGAUUCUGAACCUGUUGGAACACAGAUGCUAGUUGAUUUACUCUCAUCCUUGUCGUACCUUCCUAACAGAGAUCCUUCUGGACCAUUGGUGUUUGCUGUUGACCACUGCUUCUCCAUUCGAGGUCAAGGCACUGUGAUGACGGGCACUAUUCUCAGUGGAAGUCUCAAAAUUAAUGACACAAUUGAGAUCCCCUCCCUGAAGAUCACCAAGAAGGUAAAAUCCAUGCAGAUGUUCAAGGCUCCUGUCACGGAUGCAUCACAAGGUGACAGAGUGGGCAUGUGCGUCACCCAGUUUGAUCCAAAGCUGUUGGAGAGAGGCCUUGUCUGUAGUCCCAGUACUGUACCCACUGUUUUUGCUGCAGUUGUUUCAGUUAAACCAAUAUCAUACUACAAAGGAACCAUCACUUCAAAAUCAAAGUUUCACAUAACAAUUGGUCAUGAAACCGUGAUGGGUACACUUCAAGUGUUUGGCCUUCCUCCUGGGCAAUCAAUGGAUCCCAAGACACAAGAAGCCUUUGAUAUUUCUAGAGAGUACAUCUUUCAAGAAGAGGUGAUAGAUCAGUCAAAGAAAAGUUUAAGCACAGGUGGUUGUGAAGAUUCAGAUCCACAAAGCAAGUCUGUUUCAAGUCAUCAGUGGCUUUUCAUUGAGUUUGAAAAACCUGUGACAUGCCCAGAGCAUUCUCUUGUGAUUGGCUCACGGCUUGAUUCUGAUAUUCAUCUUAACGUCUGUAGAAUAGCAUUUCACGGAAGGCUAUUACUUCCAGUGACAGAGAAGAACUUUAAGGAAACCCUUUUACCCCAACUUAAGAUAUACAAGAUCAAGGCAAAGCAAGGUGUUGUGGAGAGAAUGGCUGAUGAAUAUUCUGUCAUUGCUCACUCUUUGUUUAAGAAAGAAACAAACAUUCAAAAUUUUGUGGGUAUGAAAGUGACCCUGUCAACUGGAGAACAAGGAAUGAUUGAGGGUGGGUUUGGUCAAAGUGGUAAAGUCAAGAUCAGGAUUGCUACUGGCUUGUCUCCUGAUACUGCUUUGAAGCUUUCUUCCGGUGGAAAGAAAAAAGGAGGUGGAAAAAACAAGGGAACCACAUCGGAAACUCCAAAUGAGGAAACAAAUUCUUCAGAGCAAGUCACAAGACCUAUCAAAGUAACACUGGAGUUCAAGAGAUACAAUUAUGAUCCUAAAAAGAAAAUGGUUCAAUGAAGAGCUUUUAAAACUGUUUUCACCUUAGCAUCCAUAUUCUCCAAGCAAUUCUGUUUCCAUUUCCAAUGGAAUUGACAAGGAGAAUUUGUUUGACAAUCAGGAGCUUCUUAAUUUGGUGAUCAUUUACUUUAUCCUCAUGACCCUAACAGUUGAAUCAAAGGUGCUACUGUGAGGAGAAAUUAGAAGUCAGUCACACUCACAGGUUAAAAGGAUAAUACUGAUUUAUGAGGAACAUCACAGUAAAUGUUGAUGGAAGAAGUUUUAACCUAUGAUUAGAAUUUUUCAAUUGGUGAUCAUCUAAUUUAUUCUCAUGAUCUUUACAUUUGAUUCAAGGGUGAUGCUCCAAAGAGAAAUUAGAUGUCAGUCAC